GCCAGGCUCACUUUAUCGCCGCUGACGCUGUCAAAAUCGCUGUGGCUCCAGCAGUAACAACAGCGAGCCCCCUCCCUCUCUCUCUCCCUCCGCCGGGUCACCCGCUCCUCGUGAGAAACCAAACGCUGAUAUUCCUUUGGCUUCAUCUUCCCGGCUUACGCGAGAGUGCGGAAGACUUGCUAAUUAAUUUACAUACGAGGGAAUGAUGUCUGAAGGAAGGAAAAAAUACCCCGUUGCACCUGCUCCGCCGAGACUUGUCAUCUGAAUCUGGAGGAGAGCUAUAAAUCAUGUAAAGUGUUCGCGGUGGAGUCGGCUUCUUCUGAGAGCUGUAGGAUUAUGUAUCCAAAUGCUGAAUUUAUAUUUCCCACUAGGAAAAGACUGAAACUCAGAUGCUUCAGAAACUUGCUGCGUGCUUACCACGGGUUCUGCCAACCAUCUCGAGAGGGGACUUACCUAUUCUUUCAUUAGUAAGCAUAACAUUAUCUUGAAAUAAUUAUUCCUCUCCACAUGGCCUUCCUACUAGUGUCAGCUUAUCUUCUGCUGACUCAUGCUCGGGGUGCUCCUGUUGAGAAUGGGGCACUGUUGGAAACACUGAAGUCACAAGUAGGAUUAUUCAGCAAUAAAAGUGAACACUAUUCAGCACAGGUGAGACCUCCUGGCACGAGCCGACAAAUACCUCAGACAAUCAUCAUAGGAGUUCGUAAAGGAGGGACAAGGGCUUUGCUGGAAAUGUUGGAUAUUCAUCCUAAUAUUGUGGUAGCAGCUACAGAAGUCCACUUCUUUGACUGGGAUGAAAAUUAUGUGAAAGGAAUAGACUGGUAUAGAAAUCUGAUGCCAUUUUCUUAUGGAAAUCAAAUAACAAUUGAGAAAACACCAGGCUAUUUUACAUCACCACAGGCUCCAGGAAGAAUUCAUGACAUGAAUAGUUCCAUUAAACUGCUGCUCAUUCUAAGAGAUCCCACUGAGAGAGUUAUAUCUGACUAUACCCAAGUAUAUUACAACAGAGUAGAAAGCCACAAGCCUGUUCAGCUUUUUGAAGAUAUUGUUAUUAAGAAUGGAGUGCUUAAUACCAAAUACAAAGCUAUUCAGAGAAGUCUAUAUGACGUUCAUAUGGAAAAGUGGCUUAAGCAUUUCAGUUUGGAUCAGAUUCACAUAGUGGAUGGCAAUACUUUAAUCAAGGACCCUCUUCCUGAAUUACAAAAAGUUGAAAGAUUUCUAAAUCUUCCUUCCCGAAUUAUGUCUUCUAAUUUUUAUUUUAACCAAACCAAGGGAUUCUACUGCAUUAGAAGUGAUGGAAGGGAGAGAUGUUUACAUGAAUCCAAAGGACGUCCCCAUCCUCUUGUUAACAGCACUGUUUUAGAGCAAUUGUAUUCUUACUUCAGAGAGCACAAUGCAAAAUUUUACAGAAUGGUUAAUCAUUCCUUUGACUGGCAUUAAUACAUUUGGAGCUGAUGUUCCUUAAAAAGGGACUGAAGCAAACUCUUUCAAACAUAUCUUUAUAAACUGUAAAGACCCGUAUUAUGAAAAUUAACAUACCGGUUAUAUGCUUCAUUGGAAUAACACAUCUGUUAAUUCAUUGAAAUGGAACUCUUUAUGUUGGGAAAAAUAAGUUUUAUGUAUUUGUAUGAUUACUGUGAGUCAUAUUCUGAUCUUUCAUCAUGCAAAUACAUUAACUUCAGCAAACUUAGGACAGAUGUGUAUCUCUACAAGAUUUGUGCUGUUUUGGAAAAGUGCUUCUAACUGUAAAAGAUGUAAAUAUUUGAAAUGGUAUUAUUCUAACUGUUCUGUAUUUUUCGUUGUUAUAAUUUUUUUAUAUCCCACACAAUGAUAGUGGUGUUGAUUUCUAGAAUUUUCAUAAAAUAAGCUAAAAUUGUAUGUUAAAACAGGGGCAUAAAUAGCGGCUCCAAUAAAUCAUUCAUCCUCUUUAAUAUGCUGAAGUACUUAAUCAAUAAAUAAUAAAAGGAAUCUCCUUCACCUGUAAUUUUGAAUAGGUGAACUAGAAGCUACCUGUCUGUAUAUCAUUAAUAUUAAACUAUUAAACCACACUCUUACUAUCCUGGGUUUGCAAAAAAAUCUCCACAGUAAGAGCAUGAAUGGUUCAAAGAAGAUUAAAGUGAGAGUUCUGAAUGUAAAGAAAUUAAAAUAUCCCAGGCAGCGUCAAUUUACAGUGAUACUUUAUACACUAAAAAAAAAAAGGCAUGAAAAUUAUUAGUAUCAACAGCUGUACAAAUAUUUGAUUAUAUCAGUUUUGUCACUUUGCUCUUGAAUGGAAAGGUUCUUAGUUAGUACUACCAUAUUAAUUAUGUUUGCAUUCUGUGACUAGUUAUUCUAUUGCUCUCCUGGCAUUAGUUUAUAUAUCUCCAUUGGCACAUUGAUUCUAGUUUAAAAAAAUUAAUUAUUUGUUUGCCCCCUGAAGCAUGGAGUAGUUUUUAUUUUGCCAUUUCUAUGCAGAUCAUGGAAUACUCUCAAAAUAACACCUUGUUAAGUUAUAUAUCUCAGACAAUGUUCAAUAUGUUCAGUAUGACAUACUCAGAUUAUAUUUAAGAACCACAUCUGUCUAUAGCCCUGCAUUAGGAUUCUAUUUUCAAUUUUUAUUUUUUUUAUUACAGUAUUGCACUGGUCUUUUCUACUUUUUCUUGUAAACAUUUUAUUAUCAAUACCAAAGAAAAAAAUCGACUUGAAAUGUUACAUUUGCUGCCAGAUAGACCUACAGACGCAGACGUGCUUGUUUGCCAUUGUACCUUGCAAUCCAGACCCCCCGGUGCACCCCCUGGUAUAAGCAGCACUCAUCAGGUGCCCUGAGAGCACUGGGGAGCUGCAGUGGUGUGGGCCCACCCUGCCCUGGGGAGGGUCCUGCUGCUGUGUCCCGUCUGUCACUGCUCAGCCUGCAGGAGUGUCUCUUCCUAGCAUGGGGUUCAGUCUUCCACUUCACAGGCUAAAAGGUAUGUAUUGCAGUGCUAAUUUUUGGGCUUCUAAUACUUUAUGACUGGGCUACUUAGAUAUUAGGCAGGUAGUAGUAUUCCACUGAAGCUGGACAGAAUCAGAAUCAACUCAGAGUAUGUGGAAACAACCUUCAUCAAUAUUUCCUCUAUAAAUGUAAAAUGUUAAAAAUACUAUAAUAAAUCUUAUUAUUUAUCUGUUCCA
Pipra filicauda (Wire-tailed manakin) is the source of this 3144-nucleotide messenger RNA. Its product is annotated as heparan sulfate glucosamine 3-O-sulfotransferase 1-like. The record is from RefSeq and is a predicted model, not a curated record. The transcript has 2 exons. Gene Ontology annotation, molecular function: [heparan sulfate]-glucosamine 3-sulfotransferase activity. The coding region runs from base 508 to 1437 and encodes 309 amino acids. NCBI's taxonomy places the organism in Eukaryota, Metazoa, Chordata, Aves, Passeriformes, Pipridae.